CAACCACCCAUACCAGAAAACAAGGUCCCAUCUUGAUCCUAAAGCAUAAACCUUUCAACUCCCCACAAACUAUAUAAACCAACCCAACAAGAUUACAAACAAAACAAACCAACAAGAGUGAAGAGGGAACAAGAUCAAAGCCUACCUCUCAUCCCUCUUCUUCUAAUCUCUCACCUCUCUCUCUCUCUCUCUCUAAAAUGGCUUCCUCUCUCUCCCUCAUCUCCCCCCACACCCUCAACCUCCGCACCCCCAAAACCCUCAACCUCCGCGCCCCUCGCCGCCCCAUGUGCAUCAAAGCCCGCACCGUCCCCGCCCUCACUCAAGACGACCUCAAAAAGCUCGCCGCCGACAAAGCCGUCGAGUACGUCAAGUCCGGCAUGGUCCUCGGCCUCGGCACCGGCUCCACCGCCGCCUUCGUCGUCUCCAAGCUCGGCGAGCUUCUCGCCUCCGGCGAACUCACUGACAUCGUCGGCGUCCCGACCUCAAAACGAACCGAGGACCAAGCCCGCAGCCUCGGCAUCCCUCUCUCCGUCCUCGACGACCACCCCAGAAUCGACCUCGCCAUCGACGGCGCCGACGAGGUCGACCCCAAUCUGGACCUGGUCAAAGGCCGCGGCGGCGCGUUGCUGAGGGAGAAGAUGGUGGAGGCGGCGUCGGAGAAGUUCGUGGUGGUGGCGGACGAGACGAAGCUGGUGGCAGGUCUUGGAGGCAGUGGGCUGGCAAUGCCGGUCGAGGUGGUUCAGUUUUGUUGGAAAUAUAACCUCAUUAGGUUGCAGGAGUUGUUUAAGGAGGAAGGCGUCGAGGCCAAGCUGAGAAUGGAGGGUGACAAGCCUUAUGUGACUGAUAAUUUUAACUACAUUGUGGAUUUGUACUUCAAGACGCCGAUCAAAGACGGGCCGGCGGCAGGGAAGGAGAUUUCGGUGCUGGAGGGGGUGGUGGAGCAUGGGUUGUUCUUGAAUAUGGCGACCGCGGUGAUCAUUGCAGGGAAGGAAGGGGUGGAUGUGAUGAAGAAGUGAGUUUGGUGGUGGAGGUGAGUGAAUGAAACUCUCUCUGUACUACUAGUUAUUUGUUGUGCGAUAUUUGUAUUGAUAGAUUGGUGAUAUGGAUAAUUGGUAGAGGUUUUUUUGUUUUUUUUUGUUUUCGGAUUUGGUGGUGUUUGUUGUUGUUUGUAAAGAAUGGUGAUUUGGAUUGGUUAGAGUAGGGAUGAUACUAAAGGUGGAAACUUUGAAAUGUGCAA
Molecule: messenger RNA, 1237 nt
Organism: Argentina anserina (silverweed cinquefoil)
Lineage: Eukaryota; Viridiplantae; Streptophyta; Magnoliopsida; Rosales; Rosaceae
Product: probable ribose-5-phosphate isomerase 3, chloroplastic
Exons: 1
Coding region: 198-1016 (272 amino acids)
Biological process (GO): pentose-phosphate shunt, non-oxidative branch
Molecular function (GO): ribose-5-phosphate isomerase activity
Source: RefSeq, a predicted model, not a curated record